GGGGGGGCAGAGCCAAGCUGUGGAUUCGUGCAAUCUCGCAUCAAUCACGAAGCAUGUUACCUGCCUGACACUUCCUGCUGUCAAACCCCAGCUGCGUUAGAAACGAUCUGUUUUUUCAGUAUCUAUAUUUCGAGAGACGGGGGUUGUGCUUCCGACAUGUCGAUUGUUUGCAUUUAUAAACUACACAUAAAAGACACGCUGGAGAUCGAGGGGAUGUUUCGGCCGCUUCUGCAGACGCUCGACUGUCUUAUUGGAAUAUUGGAGCUGUUGUGAAAUCGCUGGGAAAUAAUUCGCGUUUGCGGAGAAUCAUAUACCGAAACAUAUAUUUGUCGGCGAGUCGCCGUGUUGCAAAAGAAAACUGCGAGGGAUUUGUGCGGCUUGCUUGCUUUCACUGCGAGUCGGUGACAAGAGAGAUGGAUCCGGAAUCCAGUUGGUGCACCAGCUGAGGGUGAACUCCCCCCUGCUCACAGCCUAGCGGAUAGCAUGUACAAGAGGAAUGGUCUGAAGUCCAGUGUGGUGGUCACCUCAGCCACUCCAGAGGGCAGCAGCAGCUCGGACUCUCUGGAUGGCCGCAGUGUGGACUAUGAGAAGAGCUACGACGCGGUUGUGUUUGACGUGCUGAAGGUUACUCCGGAGCAGUUGGCUAGCCAGAUAACGUUAAUGGACGCACCGGUAUUUAAAGCGAUACAACCCGAGGUAAGCAGUCAUUCUGUUUUUUUUCAUUUUAUUUGUUUGUAGUUGCUUCUUCUGGAUCGCUCUUCUAGAAGUGUUAACCAAGGGUUUGAAAUCGCUUUUUGAAUUAUUAUUUGGCCCUUUUUUUUCAUUUGGUUCUUGGCAUGUCUUUCGCAACACAGUGGGGAAAAAAAGACUCCUACAGUAUGUUCC
This is a messenger RNA of Acipenser ruthenus (sterlet), 885 nucleotides long. Its product is annotated as ras-specific guanine nucleotide-releasing factor RalGPS1-like. Gene Ontology annotation, molecular function: guanyl-nucleotide exchange factor activity. The transcript is spliced from 4 exons. The record is from RefSeq and is a predicted model, not a curated record. Lineage: Eukaryota; Metazoa; Chordata; Actinopteri; Acipenseriformes; Acipenseridae. Gene Ontology annotation, biological process: small GTPase-mediated signal transduction. The coding region runs from base 484 to 738 and encodes 84 amino acids.